AUGGAUAAAAUGGUAUUGGCGGGCAUUUUGCGGCGUUCCAACAGCGAGUGGGCGUCCCCGGUGGUGUGUGUGAUGAACAAGAAGGGGUCGGUGCGAGUGACGGCCAAUGAAAAACGACUGAACAGCGCAACAGUAGUCCCCUGUAGCGUUCUGCCCCACAUUGCAGAAUGCAUCGACCAGCUGGGGGGUAGCUCUUCGGUGCUCGACUUGGUGAGCGGCUUCUAUCAAGUAGCGAUCCACGAGGAUUCCAUCUCCUUAACGGCCAUCGUGACGAGCACGUGGUGGGCCGUUCUGGAACAGCAACAGAGGGAUGGCACGAUGCGUCCUCUCGUAUACGUCAGUCGAUCAACGCUUCCCAACGAAUGCAACUGGGACACGACUGACCUAGAAAUGGGGGCGUUGGUUUGGGCUGUCAAAAAGCUCCGAGUGUAUUUGUACGGUAUUCCCUUCGUGGUGCAUACGGACCACCAACCGUUGACUAGCUAUCUGUCUUUGAGUGAAAAGAAGCUCCGAGUGCAUAGAAUGUGUGACUUCCUCAGCAGCUAUCAGUUUUCCUUGCGCUACAAAAAGGGGAACGAUAAUCAGGCGGCUGACAUGCUUUUUCGGUUGCCGCAAUCUGCGACCGACAAAUAUGAAUCGGGGCCGAACCGCCUCAUAGAAGAGGGUGAUCUCGAAAUGUACUUUGUGGGUGCUGCAAAUUGCCUGUCCCCUCCCUUGGGUUUGCAAUUGCAGACUUCCUCCCACGAGAAUUCUGGGGCGUUUAUGGAGCCCGUAGAUCCGUUGACCACCGAUGAGGUCGCGAAGAACCAGUGGGAUCUGGCUGUCCGAUCUCGUCAACGCGGCGUCAGUACUGUCAGGUAUCAGGAGCCGCGGAUCCUCGUUAUUAACCCGCCUCCCGCCCCUAGUUCCGCUCCCGUUUCCCAUCGUACUUUCAGUGGUCAGUCUCAAUCAGGUGUUCUGCUGCACGCGUGCUCGGUUUUCCCGGCUACGCCGGUGUUGCCGGUCUCCACCCGCUCCGCUGGGGUCGUGCCUCGGUCACCUCGUGUCCGAGUAGGAAGUCGUCCUUCUUGGAAGAUUCGAGAACGGGAGGAGGCACCUGAGCCCGCCGCUGCCACCGCUGUGCCUGCUAGCGGCGGUGCUUCGGUCGCACGACCGACGCGUCGUGCCGCCGCUCGGGGUCCGACACCGCCGUCCCGGACGGGCCCCGCGAAGGACACACCGGCUCCUAGUGGGGCCGGUCGCCGUCACCGGCGCCAGAGACCGCCUCUUUCCGCCGACCCCGUGGUGGAACGGCCGGCUUCCCGCGGGGCCGGUCGUCGCGGCCGGCGUCCUGCCGCGCCGACGCCCACUACGGCUGUCACGGCACCUGAGGAGCCCCGUGAUCGUCCACCGACGCCGCGCCGAGACUCAGCUUCGACACCGGAGGGGCCCCGAGUUCGUCCAUCGAGAUCGAGGCGGGCCGCCGCCGCACGCCGUACCCCGUCGACCGCCGCCCAGCGCCCGACCUUCGUUACGGACGCACGCGUCGAGUCGACUUGUCGAUUCGGGGCGCGGUUGUGCGACAGGACCGACCUCGAGUGCGCCGCCGAGCAAGCGCGAGACCCCCUGGCGUCUUACGUCAUCAAGUACGUGGGUGAUUCUGACUCGUUUAGCUUUCCCGAUAUGGGCAAUUGUAUUGGAGAUGAAGGAGAGGACGUGGACGUGAUGCUGGCCUCCCUCGAGCGUUACUACUUUUGGAUUGGCAUGAGUGACAGCGUGCGAUGGUUCAUUAAACACUUCAUCGUGUGCCAAGCCUCGAAAACGGCUCGCCGAAAACCUAGAUGGCCGUUGAUCUCGCUUCCCUUACCCUCUCGGCCGGGGGAAAUGGUGGCGUUUGAUAUCCUUGGCCCUCUGCCGACAACUAAACGCGGAAACAAAUACGUGUUGCUGGUCGUCGACUUGUUUAGUAGGCAUGCCGAACCCUACGCUCUCUCUGCCGACGAGAAACGGGAUCAGGGGUGUGCCUCAAAGCUAGCCGACGAUUAUUGUACGCGUUGGGAACGCACGGUGUAUUUAUUGUCGGACAGAGGUGGCGAGUUUACGGCGGCGGUCGCGCGUGAUGUGUACCGAUUGCUUGCGGCCAAUNUUCGUUUGCGGCCGUGGGCGCUAAACGCGGUGCACACAGAAGGCUGUCAGUUAGGAGAGGACGUGGACGUGAUGCUGGCCUCCCUCGAGCGUUACUACUUUUGGAUUGGCAUGAGUGACAGCGUGCGAUGGUUCAUUAAACACUUCAUCGUGUGCCAAGCCUCGAAAACGGCUCGCCGAAAACCUAGAUGGCCGUUGAUCUCGCUUCCCUUACCCUCUCGGCCGGGGGAAAUGGUGGCGUUUGAUAUCCUUGGCCCUCUGCCGACAACUAAACGCGGAAACAAAUACGUGUUGCUGGUCGUCGACUUGUUUAGUAGGCAUGCCGAACCCUACGCUCUCUCUGCCGACGAGAAACGGGAUCAGGGGUGUGCCUCAAAGCUAGCCGACGAUUAUUGUACGCGUUGGGAACGCACGGUGUAUUUAUUGUCGGACAGAGGUGGCGAGUUUACGGCGGCGGUCGCGCGUGAUGUGUACCGAUUGCUUGCGGCCAAUAAACGGUUUACCAGCUCAUUCCACCCUCAAACCAACGGGUGCGUCGAAAGAUUGAACCAUACGGUCUGCCAGAUGCUGUCUGAUGUGAUCAUCGCCCCACAAACCGAUUGGGACGACCAUCCAUUGCCGUGUGUGUACGCUCACAACAAUCACGUGAGUAAGGCUACCGAUCUUGUGCCCAUGGAAGUACAUAUUGGCCGGUAUCUUCGUUUACCGAUGACAGUUCUUGGGUCACAGAAGGUGGUUUCUGGUAUGCAGUCGAAAAAGCGGGAUGAUCUGGUGCCUCUACCUCAUGGAAGACCGGCAAGCGAAAGCCUACAAGCUAGCGGUCGAAAGAGACAGGCUCACGAAAGAAAAACACCGAGCACGCAACGAAGAUCUCGACAACCUCAUUACGAAGCGGCCGAUUUUCCACGCGGGCACAUGGGUGUGGUGCUACGAUCCACAGCACACCCUCCGAACAGCGAAUGACGAUAAACAGCUUCUGCCAAUAGGAUUAAAGCCAAACUCGCUAACCUGUGGAUAGGACCAUUAAUAGUGCUUGCUGUCGGGCCCUGUCGCUUUAACGACAUGCAAGUUGGGUCCAAGUUGCCGCAUCUGGAUUUACCACACGACACACAGGCCAAAUCCAACCGUGUCUCAGUGUUGCGUUGUAAGCGUUGCCAUCGUGCGGACGAACCUGAGGAAAUUCCCGACUUCUUACCUUGGAAAACUUGUUCGUACGUCCUGCAUAAAUUUUCGGACAUGGCGCCUCCCUUCUACCUCACCGCGGAUGACGUGGAAAUAGAGCUUGACGUACAGCGUGCGCAGCUGACCGCUAUCACCGGUCACCGUAUCAGUAGGUUCAGGGGGUUCCAUCGCGGUACAAUACGAAACGCGUUGACGCGGACACCGCCAGCCCACUUGGGAAUCUGAAGCAAACAUCCAGCAGGAUGGUGAUUUUGUCGUAAAGUAUUGGGUGGGCAGUACAGUGCGCCAAGUAGGAGCCGACAAUAAAGUGCACCGUGACUGUAAUAAGCUUGCCGCGCACCGCGCGCAAGCUCGCUCUCGUAAUUCCCUUGAUGUGCCACCAGGGUACGCGUUACUGGCGACGUGGGAGCGUGGGCCGGCCUUGCUGUCAGCGGAGAUGAAAGGAGCGCAUGUUUGCGUGCGGACGAAACAGGAGGGCUGGCAGCUGGGAGUAGUACAUCAGGUUUCGAGGGCGCGGGAGGAGGACCUGCCGAACAACGUCAAUUUCGUCGACCUCGAGCGGCGUUUGAACGUGUCACUGUCGCCGACGAAAUAUUGUACGGCGGUGGAUGGUCCGCCCGGAUCGAGGUGUUUUCUUGUGCACAUGCGGUCCGGGAGCGCCCGGAGGUACGGGACCUGAGGGGUGCGCUGUGAUGGAGGUUUCGCCGUGGUGGUCGGGGUGCACUGUGGAAGAGGGUGCGUCGUGGUGGUCGGGGAGGCUGUGGAGGUCGGAGUUUCGUGGUGGUUGGGGUGCGCUGUGAUGGAGGUUUCGCCGUGGUGGUCGGGGAGGCUGUGGAGGUCGGAGUUUCGUGGUGGUCGGGGAGGCUGUGGAGGUCGGAGUUUCGUGGUGGUUGGGGUGCGCUGUGAUGGAGGUUUCGCCGUGGUGGUCGGGGAGGCUGUGGAGGUCGGAGUUUCGUGGUGGUCGGGGAGGCUGUGGAGGUCGGAGUUUCGUGGUGGUUGGGGUGCGCUGUGAUGGAGGUUUCGCCGUGGUGGUCGGGGAGGCUGUGGAGGUCGGAGUUUCGUGGUGGUCGGGGAGGCUGUGGAGGUCGGAGUUUCGUGGUGGUUGGGGUGCGCUGUGAUGGAGGUUUCGCCGUGGUGGUCGGGGAGCGCUGUGGAGGAGGGAUUUCCGUGGUGGUGGGGAGAGCGAGACGGCACGUCGAAGAUUUUUCAGGGUGGAGGCGGAGAGCACUUCGACGUCUCGCGGAAAUUUGUUUUCGCGGCGGGAGGAGAGAACGAGAGAGCGACACGAACGACCUCGCCACAAUUUUUCUUUUUUCUGUUUCCGCGUGGUGUGUGUUCCGGAUUUUUCGUCUUUGGUGUUGCCUUCUGAUGCCGAUUAUGUUUUGUUUUUGUCCGGUAUGGUGUGUCGGUUCUUGAUGUUUGGCUUUGGGGUCUUAGUAGCGACGUGCCGUCCUUUUUCGGGAGGAUGGGUGGGAGAGGCACAGGCGAUUCAAUAACAGCCUGUGUUCGGUAGAAAGUUGGGAGUUUUUCCUGAAAAAUUGGUGGGCUGCCCCGCCUCGAGGAAUUCCGGUUCAAAUUUUUGGUUUGUUUUUUGGUGCCUUGGUCGUUGCGGGUGCGAAGCCCGGGAGUUUUCGAGUCCUCGAAGGGAAGGUCGUCGUGCUUUACUUCUAGGAUAGGGGGUCAAAGAUUCGUUGUGGUUCCACCGAUUUCGGGCAGGAAGCUUUUGAAGCUCUUUUUCAACGCGAAGUGUUAUGGGAUUUGAAUGUGUAGGAAAGUACAAAGGGUAGUGCGGGCUAACGCCCAGAGAAAAGUGCGGGAGAUGUAACUCCCCACGGAAGGACAGAACAGGGGACAGGAUCUAGUAGCCCCUGCUUUAGCAGCUGAUCCUGGCCCCAUCCUAGUCAGUCCUCUACCUUCCCUUGGCAACAGCUACUUCUGUUCCACACGAGUUAAUAACAACACUGGAGGAGUGGCUGACCCUCUCAUGACCUUGGCCCGCCCGUCUGAGCUUCGUGCUGCAUGCAGGCGAGAGAGGACGCCGCUGAUGCGGCCAACGGGUCUCGGCCCGACCUCCACGAUGUGGUGAGCUGCCUCCUCGUGGCGAUGCGGGCGGCCACCAUGAACGCAACGUUUCCGGUGGUGUGGCCCGGCUGCGCCGUGGGGCGACUCCGGCAUCUCCGGCGUUCCAGCAGCCCAAGGCCGGCCGCGUCAAGGCCAAGCCGCUCCAGCCCAUCUUGCGAGAGAGUAGCUCGGGCGAGGACUCGGGCUGGAGUUCCGCGGGAGUGUCUCGCCGCCCCCCGGAGCCAUCUUCGUUGGCGGGCGAUGGCCGGGCACGGCAGCAGGCCAAGCGCCACACGAGCAGGACUCGUGGCAGAGGAGGCGGAUCGGGCUCUGGUUCAGACCGGAGUCUCACCCGGAAGCACGGCGCUCGGAAGGGUCCUUCUGCCAGGCAACAAGUGAAACGGAGCUUGGAUCGAGGAGCCCCUGGACCAGACGCUUUCCAGCUAUUGUUGCGUCACCUGGCGGAGCAAUUUGACGUCGGAGACCGCCAAGAGUGGUUUUUGCGGCUGCAACUAUUUGGCGUAGCAGAUGGUACUCCUUUCGCGGAUUAUCUUCGGGCUUUUCCGUUUGUUAGUUUCGUCUGUGACUGGCUCUGAGCGUACUUUGGCCCCUAGUGUAUCCAUGGUUCUCGAAAUAGUGCGAAACUCGGUCGACAAGCAAUUUCCGAGUCUGUCUCCGCUUUUGUACCCGGGUGUUUUGGCCACUGCGUUCACUCCCUUUGAGUCGAUUGCGAUUAUGUGGGAGGC
Molecule: messenger RNA, 6113 nt
Organism: Ectocarpus sp. CCAP 1310/34
Lineage: Eukaryota; Phaeophyceae; Ectocarpales; Ectocarpaceae
Source: the annotation of a GenBank genome assembly